UUUCUUUGUAUCUCUUUUCAAAAAACAAUGGUUAGGAUAAGAAGAAUCCCAAAGCGCCAUACUCACCACCAAUACCACGUUGAUUUCUUCGGAGAAGGUUUGAUCGUCACGGUUACUCACACAGCCUCAGUGAUCCGCCAAUGGAUCCACACCGUCCGCCACAACAACCGUCUACGUUCGCCACACCCUCUCGUAGUUGGACUCGGCGUCCAAUGGACACCUCAUGGUACGGAUCCUCCUCCAGAAGUUCUCCAACUAUGCGCUGGUAACCGCUGCCUCAUCAUCCAGUUGUCUCACUGUAAGCGCAUGCCCAACGUCCUUCGAAGUUUCUUGGAAGAUCGGACAAUCACUUUUGUCGGCGUCUGGAACAGCCAAGACAAGGACAAGCUCGAGAGGUUCCGCCAUCAGUUGGAGAUAUGGAGACUUCUAGAUAUGAGAAACUAUCUGCCUUCGUGGCUCCGGAAUAGUUCGUUUGAGGAGAUGGUGAAGGUGUAUUUGGGGCAUGAAGGGGUGAGGAAAGAUAAGGAGAUAUGCAUGAGCGACUGGGGCGUUCGCAACCUUUCUCACGAUCAGAUCGUUCUGGCGUCACACGAUGUCUAUGUUUGCUGCAAGCUCGGUGUUAGGGAACGUCUCUGGAAAGUGGGAUGUUGAAUCUUUGUUUUCUUGGGUUGUGUUGCGAGGAAAGAGCUGUUAUUUGAAAAUAGUUAGAUGUCUUUUAAUUCCAAAUUAAACUCAAUAAUAAACGAUUAAAGGUUACGUUUUAUGUAAUAUUUUUCAAAGCU
Messenger RNA from Capsella rubella, 782 nucleotides. RefSeq lists its product as uncharacterized. The transcript has a single exon. Lineage: Eukaryota; Viridiplantae; Streptophyta; Magnoliopsida; Brassicales; Brassicaceae. Bases 28 to 651 code for a protein of 207 amino acids. Gene Ontology annotation, cellular component: cytoplasm; nucleus. Gene Ontology annotation, molecular function: nucleic acid binding; 3'-5' exonuclease activity. The record is from RefSeq and is a predicted model, not a curated record. Gene Ontology annotation, biological process: nucleobase-containing compound metabolic process.